AUGAGCGACUCGGACGGUGGCGGCCCCGCAGUCCAGCAGGCCCCGACGCUCAAGAUGCGAGACGAAGUGCUGAAGCAGAUCCUCGCGUCCGGCUUCAACGAGGAGCACAGGAUCGCGCCCGAGGCGCUCUCGCUGACCUCAUCCCUGAUCCGAGCCUUCGCCGCGGAGGCGGCGCAUCGAGCGGCGAGGGAGGCGGAGUCGUGCGGCAGCGAUGAGGUCACUCCGGAGCACCUCGAACGGUUUGUGCAGUCGGCCGCUCUUUGCGGGGCCGCGACGCCUGGCCUGCGCCUGGCCGCCGUCCCCAAUUACUUGUGUCUCCACGCAUGCUUCGGCUUCGCCCAGUGA
Molecule: messenger RNA, 345 nt
Organism: Emiliania huxleyi CCMP1516
Lineage: Eukaryota; Haptophyta; Isochrysidales; Noelaerhabdaceae
Exons: 2
Coding region: 1-345 (114 amino acids)
Biological process (GO): resolution of meiotic recombination intermediates; kinetochore assembly; replication fork processing
Cellular component (GO): Fanconi anaemia nuclear complex; FANCM-MHF complex
Source: RefSeq, a predicted model, not a curated record